GCGGCGACCGCACCUGCGGGCACCGCACCCGACGCCAUCCUGGAGGCUCUCGAGCGGCUGACCGACUAUUGCCUGGACCGCGACAUCAUCGCGCGCACGGCGAUCGGCAAGGAGGUCGGGGCGCUGAAGAAGCACGCGGACGCCGCCAUCGCCCAGAAGGCGGAAGCCCUCGUGGCCGAGUGGAAGAGCGACAUGGCCGUCCGGGAGAAGGUCGUCGAGGGCUUCAUGGAGAAGGGCUCCCUGAAGAAGCGGGACGCCAAGGAGCUGGAGGAGGGCCUGUUCAGCGCCGCCUGCCCCCUGGGGCUGCUGGCGGGCGAGGGUUACAGGUCUUACCAGAAGCACUACAAGCGGCUCUGCACCCACCUGCGCGACAGAGGCCCCGGCAGCCUCGUGGAGCGCCUGGGCACCCGGCUCGUGGAGCCCGCCCAGGCGGCGUGGUUGUCGGACGACGCGCUGCGAAGCCAGGAGAAGCAGCUGCAGCUGGUGCGGGCGCAGGCCGAGGGGCUGAAGAACGCGGUGGUGGGGGAGGAGGUCCAGGGCACCAUCUCGGAGGAGUAUGUAUGCCCGUCCUGCCAGUCCACGAAGACGGCUUACGUCGAGCUGCAGACUGGCUGGCACAGCGAUCACCAGGAUAUGACGAUUUUGGUGAGGUGCCUGGGCUGCGGUAACCGCUGGAAGGCGUCCGACGACCAUGGCCUCGGGGGGUCGUAG
Prorocentrum cordatum is the source of this 711-nucleotide messenger RNA. The record is from the annotation of a GenBank genome assembly. Lineage: Eukaryota; Dinophyceae; Prorocentrales; Prorocentraceae.